Cyprinodon variegatus (sheepshead minnow) is the source of this 1564-nucleotide messenger RNA. RefSeq names its product transmembrane protein 221 (gene tmem221). The record is from RefSeq and is a predicted model, not a curated record. NCBI's taxonomy places the organism in Eukaryota, Metazoa, Chordata, Actinopteri, Cyprinodontiformes, Cyprinodontidae. Bases 260 to 1183 code for a protein of 307 amino acids. The transcript has 3 exons.
UUUUCCGGCGGUCCAGGAGAAAAACUCCUUUGUUGCGGCGAACUUUUUAAUCUGGGGUUUAAAUCCCGUCACGGGGCGUCCUGCGGCUUCUUACUGAAAUCCAAACCCAGGAGCAAAACGUUUCUACAGCCGGGAACAUUUUUCACCCACUGGGAUGGCCGCGCGGGGCGUGGGGCCGUGGGGCCGCAGGGACACCUUGGAAUCCCUCUAGGCUAUCGGGAACUUUUCUUUCUUUCCCGAAGUCAGUUUCUGGAUAAUCAUGGCGCUGAAGUACAGCCAGAGAUCCCUGAUAGUUGUGUCUUUACUGGGGGUGCUGUCCGCCAUCAUGACUGUAUUAUCGGUGAUUUUAAUCUUCCAGCUGCAGACCCAGCAGGCGGCGGUGAAGGAGUCCGCCUCCGCCGCCUCCUCCUCGGCCAUCCCCGCUCAGAUGUGGGCCGUCCUGCUGCCGGUCUCCACGGUGCUGUCAGCGCUGUCCCUCACCCUCAACUUGAGCUGCGUGGUGGUGUGUCUCCUCCACAGCUACUUUUCCACGGAGGUCUGCAGAGGGGAGCAGGACACUGAGAGAGCUGACUGGUUUCUCCUGGAUAGCAGAGCUGUGCGGCAUGUGGCUAUUGGACUAUUCUGUCUGGGGGUGUCUAUCUAUUUGGCAGCCAUGUCCAUCUUCAUGCUCCUGAUAUUCGAGAUGGAAACGGGUAUUGCCAGCGCCUGCGUACUCUCGUCUGGGAUUCUAAUCCUGCUGGUAGCAGUGAUACACUCCCUGGUCAAAGCUUCCCAUAGCACUAAACACUAUAAGAGAGACCUAGCCGACACCCUGUAUCAAAACGACCACAGCACCACACACGCUUCGAGAGCCUGUGAGCUAAGAAUUGGAGUCGACAAGCCACGAAUUCACCGCAGCCAGUCUCAUAUCCAGCAUCCUAUCUCUUACCCGCCGUGUGGCAAUAUCAGGCAGCGUGAACAUUAUCAGCAGCAGUACUCCCCCACUGAAGGCACGCAGAGCCAUUCCAGUGAUAAAGAUGGAUACAUCGGAGGUGGGAGCUGCCCUCGAAUCCAUCGGACCUUGUCUACUGAAUCUGGCUUACUACAGGCGCAGGUGAGACCCUGGAAUGGGGUCAACAAUGAGAUGAGGAGCGUUUUAGCUCGAAAAUCUGGGAUUUCAGCAAAAGACUCAACCCUUGUGUGAGCAACUGUCUGUGUGUGUGUAUUUGUUAUUUGUUAACUUAUGUCAAAGUUAACAAAUAUAGUUAACUUUGACAUAAAGUUCCAGUUUGUAUGAUACAAGCAUCCACUGGAUUCUACGAUAUACCCUUAAUGAAAAACACCCUGGUUUUAUACUAGAGUAUAUUUGAAACCACAAGAUGUAUUAAAUGAUCAAUUAGCUUUUAUCAAAAAAGAGAAAACCAUUAAAAACAACAACACUUAAUUACAUUUAUAGGAGUUAUAAAUAUCAAUGGUCCAAACAUUUGACCCCACAUGAUCUCGGAGUCAACAAGCAAGGGGGUCCUGUGCUACGUUUACACCUAACAUGCAGCAGAAACAGCUGCGUUACAUACAAAGUCUACGG